Molecule: messenger RNA, 1631 nt
Organism: Chionomys nivalis (European snow vole)
Lineage: Eukaryota; Metazoa; Chordata; Mammalia; Rodentia; Cricetidae
Gene: Mterf4
Product: mitochondrial transcription termination factor 4
Exons: 4
Coding region: 82-1122 (346 amino acids)
Biological process (GO): mitochondrial ribosome assembly; regulation of DNA-templated transcription
Cellular component (GO): mitochondrion
Molecular function (GO): double-stranded DNA binding
Source: RefSeq, a predicted model, not a curated record
ACACAGACCGGAGGACGGACGCUGUGGGCCAGGAAGGACCGCCCCUUCCGGCGAUCCAGUAACGUUCGCCUCUGGGGCUCCAUGGCUGCUCUAGGACGGCAGGUUCCUGACUGGCACCGACUAAUGACCCGCUCCUGGACCUGUUUGGCCAGGCAGACCCCUCAUCUCAGAGACCGUAAAAGGAUGAGUCCUUUGUUUUGCAAACUGACUACAGUACCCAGUGGAGAGAACCUUCAAGAGUCCUCCUGUGUUAGACCCAAAACGUAUGUGCAGGAACCAGAGUACAGGACACAUCUUGUUCAGUGUCUUCAUGAGGAGCAGAAGACUUUUGUGGAUCCUAAGUCCACGGAGCUUGCAAAUGUCAUCAGUUCCCUCCAGGACAUGGGUUUUGAUGAAGCCCAUAUUAACAGCUUGCUCAGUAUACAGCCAAGCGUCCAUCCUCAACAGCUGCUGGACAUAAUUUCAGAAUUUCUACUCUUGGGAUUGCACCCAGAACCUUUACUUAUGGCUUUGAAGAAAAGUUCACAGUUACUGAAACUGUCUCCAGUGCAAAUGAAGAAGCGGUCCAGUUACCUGCGGAAGCUUGGCCUUGGAGAAGGGAAACUGAAGAGAGUGCUGCAUGGUUGCCCCGAGGUUUUCACCAUGCGCCAGCGGGACAUUGAUGGUAUUGUGAAGGUCCUCAAGGAGAGGUGCAUGUUCACAGCACAGCAAAUCACUGAGCUUUUGCACAGGUGCCCAGGCGUUCUUCAGGCGGACCCCAGUGAACUAGAGUACAAAUUCCAGUAUGCAUAUUUUAGGAUGGGACUUAAGCAUCUGGACAUAGUCAAGAAUGAUUUCUUACAGUAUUCAAUAACCAAGAUCAAGCAGAGACACAUGUACCUGGAACGCCUUGGACGGUACCAAACCCCUGAUAAGAAGGGACAGACACAGAUCCAUAACCCUUUACUGAAGGACAUUCUCAGGGUUUCUGAAGCUGAGUUUUUGGCCAGGACAGCACGUUCCUCUGCCGAGGAGUUUGAGGUUUUUAAAAAGCUCUUGGAUAGAGAAGAAGAGGAAUCUGAGAGCCAUGCAUCAGAGGAAGAGGAGGAAGAGGAGGAGGAGGAAGAUGAAGAGCAGCUGUGAUGGAGGAUGGGACAAAAGGGUCCAGAGAUGCCAGAGAUCAUUCCCGUAUUCUCAAAGCUUUGGGCGAUCACCUGGAUCUUCAAGAAUUUUUCAUACUAACACUGGUCAUUUGAUAGAAAAAAAAUAAAAGAAACUGUUAAGAUCCACUGGAGAUGUAGGUACAUCAAACCAAAUAGGAGAUGCUUUGUUGCAGUCUAGUGGCUUCUGUGGAGGCCCACUGCAUCCUAAAUAAAGGACUUAGCUGUUAAAAUCCAGGGGAUGCCACCCAUCCAAGUUUGGUAUCUUUUUCUCUGUUGAAAUACGUUGGUGUUAGUUCUGAAAUCGUGUAGAAAAAGAGGUGCUUUCCAGCUCAAGAGCCGCUGCGUGUUUCCUUGUGGUAGUAAAGGUAAAAUCAUGAGAAUGUAACAUGAGGGUAGUAUGUCAUAGCACUUUAUUUUAUGAAAACAAGCAGGUUUUCCACAAAAUAGUCAUGUUUUUAAUCCGACAUCAUUUCACGGCCCUCUAAUGUG